Molecule: messenger RNA, 730 nt
Organism: Andrographis paniculata
Lineage: Eukaryota; Viridiplantae; Streptophyta; Magnoliopsida; Lamiales; Acanthaceae
Exons: 4
Coding region: 73-369 (98 amino acids)
Biological process (GO): mitochondrial respiratory chain complex IV assembly
Cellular component (GO): mitochondrial inner membrane
Source: RefSeq, a predicted model, not a curated record
CAAAUCAAUAUAUAUAUACAGGCAGAGAGAGAAACCGAACUUCGAAACCAGGAAAAGGCGCAAAGAGAAACAAUGGGCGAAGAAAAGAGCAAGCUGGAAUCAAUCAGAGAAUGGGUCGUCGAGCACAAGCUUCGUACCGUCGGGGCGUUGUGGGCGAGUGGAAUUGUUGGAUCUAUGGCGUAUAAUUGGUCUCGCCCCAAUAUGAAAACCAGCAUCAAAAUCAUUCAUGCUAGGUUGAACGCUCAAGCACUUACUCUCGCCGCAUUGGCUGGCGCUGCCAUUGUCGAGUAUUACGACCACAAAUCCGGAGCAAAAGCAGAGCGCGUGGCGAAGUUUCUGGAGAUGAACGAAAACCGACACAGGGACUAAGUCAUCUUCGACAAAAUCGAUAAUAAAGCAUUUUUCUCGGUGUUUUUGAGGUAAAAUAGAAUCUCGAUACUUUUGUAUCGGAGCCAUGCUCCCGCCUCCUCCGUAGGUCGAAUGUAAGUUCUAUUUUUAUGACAGUAAAAGUUUCUUAAUUCUAGCGAUGACAAAAAUUUAUAUCCGACUCUUGUGCUCUAUUUGCCCGAUAUUUUUUAUUGUUUGAGGUUUGCAAAUAGUUUCCGGCGAAGAAGCAAUUAGGUUGAGGUAUUCGAUUCUCGUUUAAGAUAAAACUUGAUCGAAAACUCAGGGCAUUUUAUCGAUCGAUUUCUUUUAUCGUUUAAGUAUAAAAUAUUUAUUUUUUCUUUUA